CGCUUCAUCCUUGCCUUCACGAACGUCGAGCACGUAACAAGAGUCCCAGUACCACUUGCCGAACACUUUUCACAAGAUACAACAUGGCUGAAGGUAGCAACUACGAUUUCCUCUUCAAGGUCGUAUUGAUUGGCGACUCUGGUGUCGGAAAAUCAAAUUUGCUCUCGCGUUUCACUCGCAACGAGUUCCACGUCGACUCAAAGUCGACAAUCGGUGUUGAAUUUGCGACUCGCUCCAUCAACGUAGACGGAAAGACAGUCAAGGCUCAGAUAUGGGAUACUGCUGGCCAGGAACGUUACCGCGCCAUCACUUCAGCAUACUAUCGCGGUGCAGUAGGCGCUUUGCUUGUCUAUGAUAUUGCCAAACAUGCGACGUAUGACAGCGUGACACGGUGGUUGAAGGAGCUCCGCGAUCAUGCAGAUUCGAACAUUGUGAUCAUGCUUGUUGGUAACAAGAGUGAUUUGAAGCAUUUGAGGGCAGUUCCUACUGAAGAGGCCAAGGCAUUCUCAACGGAAAACGAGCUAUCAUUCAUCGAGACAUCGGCGCUGGACGCCUCGAAUGUUGACUCGGCUUUUCAAACGAUCCUUACAGGCAUAUACCGCAUUGUUUCUAGCAAAUCGCUGGAGCAAUCAGCUGACCCUAUUCGAGCACCAACAAGUGACACGAUCCCUGUUGCAAUAGACUCGUCUGCUCCCAGUCAGAGCAAGUGCUGCUAAAUCUACUGUGAGCUGUAGAUGGGUUGUCGCUUCUUUGUAUGGCAUGUUUGUAAUGAUGGUUGGAAUGCGGCUGUUUUCGUUGUGUACAGGUACUGUUUGUCUUCAUUCUAAUAGU
Molecule: messenger RNA, 831 nt
Organism: Serpula lacrymans var. lacrymans S7.9
Lineage: Eukaryota; Fungi; Basidiomycota; Agaricomycetes; Boletales; Serpulaceae
Exons: 7
Coding region: 84-716 (210 amino acids)
Biological process (GO): exocytosis
Cellular component (GO): recycling endosome
Molecular function (GO): GTPase activity; GTP binding
Source: RefSeq, a predicted model, not a curated record